Messenger RNA from Phragmites australis (common reed), 3697 nucleotides. RefSeq names its product phospholipid-transporting ATPase 2-like. Gene Ontology annotation, biological process: phospholipid translocation. The transcript has 25 exons. The record is from RefSeq and is a predicted model, not a curated record. Lineage: Eukaryota; Viridiplantae; Streptophyta; Magnoliopsida; Poales; Poaceae. Gene Ontology annotation, cellular component: plasma membrane. Gene Ontology annotation, molecular function: magnesium ion binding; ATP binding; ATPase-coupled intramembrane lipid carrier activity. Bases 288 to 3512 code for a protein of 1074 amino acids.
AUCAUUUUUGUCCAGCCCAGCCCCGUGUUUGAACGGGUCUGGCCUGGAAGCAUCUCAGCGAGUCGCACACUCACUCCAUCGUUCUCUUCUCUCCGCCGGCGCCGGCGCCCGCGCCGCAUCGAGUCUUCUCCCGCCGGAGAACGCCACCCACCCUACAGGGACUCCUUCCUCCUAGUCAUCGCGGAGUUAAGAUUCGUCUGGAUUUUGGGACUGGUUCCGCUUCUAGCGUUUUUCAAUCAUAGUGAUCACACCGCGAGAAUGGCACGGAAGUGAUGUCCUAGUCAACAAUGAAACGUUUUGUCUAUAUCAACGAUGAUUCCUGCCAGAAUUCCUAUUGUGACAAUCGAAUAUCCAAUACCAAAUAUACUUUAUGGAAUUUUCUCCCGAAGAACUUAUGGGAGCAAUUCAGGCGUUUCAUGAAUCAGUAUUUUCUGCUAAUAGCCUGCCUUCAGUUGUGGUCCCGUAUUACUCCUGUAAGUCCUGCAACUACAUGGGGUCCACUUAUCAUCAUCUUCAUAGUUUCUGCUUCGAAAGAGGCUUGGGAUGAUUACAAUAGAUAUCUUUCAGACAAGAAAGCAAAUGAAAGGAAAGUGUGGGUGGUAAAAGAUGGCAUCCAUAGACAGAUGAAAGCACAAGAGAUACAUGUUGGAGAUUUAGUGUGGCUCCAUGAGAAUGAUGAAAUACCAUGUGAUCUUGUUCUUAUUGGAACUUCAGAUGCUCAAGGCAUCUGCUAUGUUGAGACUGCUGCUUUGGAUGGUGAAAUUGACUUGAAAACAAGAGUUAUUCCUUCAAUUUCUGCUAACCUGUCACCGGAGCAAUUGGGGAAAGUCAAGGGUGUAGUCGAGUGCCCCAACCCAGAUAAUGACAUACGAAGAUUUGAUGCUAACAUGCGCUUGUUCCCUCCUAUAAUUGAUAAUGAGAAAUGUCCUUUAACAAUCAACAAUACACUUCUUCAAUCAUGUUACUUAAGAUACACUGAGUGGGCAUGUGGAAUUGCAGUUUACACAGGCAAUGAAACCAAAUCAGGAAUGAGCAGGGGAACUGCAGAGCCCAAGCUCACUGCUGCUGAUGCAAUGAUAGACAAGCUCACUGUUGCGAUAUUCAUGUUCCAAAUUGUUGUUGUUCUUGUGCUCGGUUUUGUUGGCAAUAUCUGGAAGGACACUCGAGGUCUUAAGCAAUGGUAUCUUAUGUAUCCUGCAAAGGGACCAUGGUAUGAUUUCUUGGUUAUACCGUUACGCUUCGAGCUGUUGUGUUCAAUAAUGAUUCCUAUCUCCAUAAAGGUUACUCUUGAUUUAGCAAAAGCUGUAUAUGCAAAGUUUAUUGACUGGGAUGAGCAAAUGUUUGAUCAUGAAACACGUACACCUGCUCAUUCGGCUAACACAGCAAUUAGCGAGGACCUUGGACAGGUUGAAUAUAUUUUGAGUGACAAAACUGGGACACUAACAGAGAAUAGAAUGAUCUUCAGAAGAUGCUGCAUAAGUGAUACUAUGUAUGGAAAUGACAACGGAGAUGCUGUAAAAGAUGUCAGACUUCUGAACGCCGUCUCAAGUAAUGAUCCUGAUGUCAUCAAAUUUCUUAUGGUCAUGGCUCUUUGCAAUACAGUGGUUCCUAUCAAAAGCAACGAUGGUACUGUCUCAUACAAAGCACAAUCACAAGAUGAGGAAGCUUUGGUCAAUGCAGCAUCAAACCUGAAUAUGAUGCUUAUAAGUAAAGACAGCAGUACUGCUGAGAUUUGUUUCAAAGGAUCUAAGUUUUAUUACAAGUUAUUGGACAUUUUAGAAUUCACUUCUGAUCGCAAAAGAAUGUCUGUUGUGGUAAAAGAAGGCCAGACUGGGAAGAUCCUUCUUUUAUCUAAAGGCGCCGAUGAAGCAAUUCUUCCUUGUUCUUAUCCAGGACAGCAAAUAAGGAGCUAUCUUGAGGCAGUAGAAAUGUAUUCACAGUUGGGAUUGCGGACAUUAUGUUUGGGAUGGCGUGAGUUGAAAGAAGAUGAAUAUAAGGAUUGGUCCAAAAAAUUCCAAGAAGCUAGUUGCUCAUUGGACAAUAGGGAGUGUAAAAUUGCUGAAGUCUGUCACAGCUUAGAGCGAGACCUUCAUAUUCUUGGUGUUACUGCCAUAGAGGACCGUCUCCAGGAUGGUGUUCCUGAAACCAUUAAAUUAUUGCGGAAUGCUGGAAUUAAUGUGUGGAUGAUAACUGGUGAUAAGCAAAAUACAGCUAUCCAGAUUGGACUUCUUUGUAACCUCAUAACCUCUGAGCCCAAUGGCCAAUUGUUGUCUAUCAAUGGAAAUUCUGAAGAGGAGGUAUUAAGAAGCCUAGAGAGAGCAUUGGUAACUAUGAAGACUACACGCGAAACAAAGGACCUUGCAUUUGUUUUGGAUGGUUGGGCACUUGAAAUAAUUCUAAAGCAUUCCAAGGAAUCUUUCACUAGGCUGGCAAUGCUGUCAAGAACAGCAAUAUGCUGCAGAAUGACACCUUUGCAGAAAGCACAGCUUGUUGGGCUCCUAAAGUCUGUUGGUUACCUAACUCUAGCAAUUGGUGAUGGUGGUAAUGAUGUUAGAAUGAUUCAAGAGGCUAACAUCGGAGUAGGGAUUAGUGGUAGGGAAGGACUGCAAGCUGCAGGAGCUGCUGAUUACAGCAUCGGGAAGUUCAAGUUUCUAAAGAGGUUGAUACUUGUUCAUGGUCGAUAUUCAUAUAAUCGAACAGCAUUUCUUUCACAGUACUCCUUCUAUAAGUCACUUCUGAUUUGCUUUAUACAGAUUCUGUUUUCGUUUUUGUCGGGGCUCUCUGGAACUAGCUUGUUCAACUCGAUUAGCCUGAUGGCCUAUAAUGUUUUCUACACAAGUCUACCUGUAAUGACUAUAAUUUUUGACAAGGAUAUCUCGGAAACAACUGUUCUGCAAUAUCCCCAGAUUUUACUGUAUUCUCAAGCUGGGAGGCUUUUAAAUCCAAGUACUUUUUCUGGAUGGUUUGGGCGCUCAUUGUACCAUGCGCUUGUUAUUUUCUUAAUCACAAUAUGUGCAUAUGCUGAUGAGAAAAGUGAGAUAGAUGAACUCUCAAUGGUUGCACUAUCAGGAUGCAUUUGGUUGCAGGCUUUUGUCGUGACGCUGGACACAAACUCAUUCACUUACCCACAAAUCAUUCUCAUAUGGGGAAACUUUGUGGCCUUCUAUAUGAUCAACUUAAUACUCAGUGCAGUACCAACCCUUCAGAUGUAUACAAUCAUGUUUCGCCUGUGCAGUCAACCUUCAUACUGGAUCACCAUGGCUCUGAUCGUUGCGGUAGGAAUGGGUCCGGUGCUGGCUUUCAGAUACUUAAGAAACUUGUAUCGACCAAGUGCCAUCAACUUACUUCAGCAGAUCGAGCAGACCAACGGAUGUGUACAAACGUCCAGAGAUCUGGAGCCGGCACUUGAGUCGGCAAGAUCCAAUCUCACUAAUUUACUGACUGGUUUGUGUAGAAACAGGGGUUUAAAUUAUCAGCCUUUGCUUUCAGAUUCUGCAGAGGCUGCGAGAUGAUCCAUGAGUGUAUUGGCAGGCGGCAGCUACAACUGAUCGACUAAGCUUUCUUUCAAAGUAUAGAAGUUUUGGAGGCAGUUAAACAAUGAACUUAACCCCUAAGAGUAGUAGGCUUACUGACCAAAUGUUUCAUGAUAGCGUUCUGAAAUAAGUCCUGUCCGGCAAGUCUCCUGCCCGUGAGAUUU